Molecule: messenger RNA, 2173 nt
Organism: Thrips palmi
Lineage: Eukaryota; Metazoa; Arthropoda; Insecta; Thysanoptera; Thripidae
Exons: 14
Coding region: 76-2154 (692 amino acids)
Source: RefSeq, a predicted model, not a curated record
ACAAUCUGGUGCACGCGGUCGCAGGUGAUUGAUGCGACAGUGCUAUCAGUUCAUCUUCGCAAGGCGAUUGGAGACAUGAACUGGUGGAAUGUCCUGUUCAUUUCCGCCUCAGUGCGAGCGUCAGACGUUGCAUAUCUAGCAAUGGACUUCUUUGCGGUAAGGGGUGUCGACGCUGUUGUCCUGGCCGUAAGUGAUGCUGCCGAAAAGCUUAGUGUCUUCCGUAUCCUAGCGGGAGACGGCCGCUUCCAGGUUUCCAUCCCGGAAAACUCUGCCAGUGCACACACCUUGCUCAAUGUCAGGCACCAGACGAACAUUGGCGUGUUGCUGAAGGGCGGCCAACACAGGCAGCGUUGGCUACAAAAGGCAAGUAUUGUUAUUAAUUGCAGCUUGGGCCAGGAACUCCUUGAAAUUUUUACAACUGAUGUGGGCAGACGUGAUGGGCCAGAAAAUGAGCUCAAAAGUGGGCCUGCACUAGCCAAGCUUCGCUCUUCAAAACGCCUCUCCACAUGGAGAGGCACCCGUUCGAACUAUGGAGACAUGAAAAGUGCUAUCCUCAUAGUUUGUUUUGAUGUUGUGUCGUCUGCUGAGGGCCUCGUGAAGCCUAGAGCCCUGGCGGACGGAAGGUGGUUUAACGACAGCUUCCAUUGGCUCAGCAUCGAGGACGAUGAAAAGUCGUCAGUUGACGAGUGGCCUUUGCGCUUCGACAGCGAGGUUUUCAGAGCUCGACGAACUACUUCUGGAAAUGGGUCCACGUGGGUUUUGGACGAGAUGCUUCGCUCCAAUGCAGAACCAGUGGCGUCGUGGCCCUUCGCCGCCUGGACAGAGCUUGACGGCCUCGUGUCUACCGACAUCAUUCAUUUUGGUGGUGAUCCUCUGGAAGACCACCGAUCUCAACUGAGGCGAGCCAAGCACUACUGGCACCCAGUGGUUCGCACCGCUGUCUUCGAGGAGCACUAUGCCGACCGAGCCACAAUGCAGAAGAUAUUCGAUUUGCCCCCCGAAAUUGUGUUGGCACACCUUAAUUUUCUUAGCAUCGUGACCUUGGCUAUAACUCAGAACACCUUCGAGCUAUUCAACGCAACAGUCAUCGCCAAGGACUUUGUCAAGUCAGGUGAGCUGGAGGUGCCCCCGUCGGGCGUUUUCUCCGGUGCGUCCGGCGCAGUACAGCGCGGCAGUGUGGACUUAGUGUCGACCGGUCUCAUCAUGUCUCUGGACCGCUUGCACCACUUCGCCUUCUCGGCCACAACCUUUGAGCUCAGGAUCGUCGGUCUCUUUCUAGCAGAGGGGACCCUCGGGUCAGUGGACGCUCUCAUCACGCCGUUCCACUGGUUCACGUGGGUGUCUCUCAUCGCCCUGGCUCUUGCGGGGCUGCUGCUGUAUCGGCGCUUCCGCCAAGCCGAGGGACAAGAAAUCUCAUGGAGUGAGAGCCUCAUCGGCAGCGUUGGUUCUCUCACUGGGCAAGGCUUUGGCUCGCCGGGUGACUGGUUCUCCGGGCGCGUGCUGCUUCUGGUUUUCGAGAUCCUCUUCAUGCUGAUACAAGGCUACUACGGAUCGGCCAUAGUCAAGUUCCUCCUCCGCCCGCCGCCGCCGUCCGUGCGAAACGUCGAGGAGCUCCUCCAUUCGCAUUACCCAGUCGCACUGCACGAGUGGUGGCUCAUCAUUCGAGAGUUCGAGACUGCUGCUUCCGGGAUUGAACGUCAGCUCUAUGAGAAGAAAGUAGGACCGCCGCAUGGACUGGGAUACAUGUCCUCUGAAGCACUGGAAAAAGUUUUGAUGAAACCGUUGCACGUGAUCGCUGGUGCUGAGGAGACUGUGUACAAGAGUACACUGAACCUCAACGAAGGGCAGGCAUGCCGUCUGCACGAAAUGGACGUCCUGUCGUCCAAACACAUCGCCCCCAUCAUCCACCGCCACUGUCCCUUCAAGGAGACAAUUUACGCCGGCAACUUGUUGCAACGCGAGCGUGGCAUCUUGCAGCGCGCCUCCCGGAAGUGGGCACAGCCCCGAGCCCAGUGCUCUGGCGGCGGUGCGCACGGCGAGGGCGAGCCAAUCGGACUGGAUCCCGUGAAGCCCGUGGUGGGCGUCAUAGUUUUCGGAAUAAUUGUUGCCCCGGUCAUCGCCUGCAUCGAGGUUGUUACUGGACGGCGCAAAUAAAGGAGCUUAAUGCUUACCC